GUACAGGAACAGAGGCUAUCCUUUAGCCUUUGAUAACUGGUACCCAUGGGAUGUGAUUCCCUUAUUCAGAGGAAGAACACAUGUCCCUGCUUCUCAUAAAAAAUGCACUCUAAAGAUAGAACGAGUGGAGUGGUCUGACAACAGACAGCGGCUUUAUCCUUGGGUUGAUCCAGAGAAUAUUUGGAAAAGCACCUACAGAUUCUUUGAUAGAACUGUGACCAUUGAAGUAGUGGACAGGGCAGAGGAUCCACAGAUUACGAUCACAGGAGACAUGAAGGUGGGAAAGUCGGUAACUGUGCAGUGCUCCGUUUUUCACACCUGUUCCACCAAUCCCCCGGCUCUGAGUCUCAACAUCCCACUUAAAGACGCCAAGAUACAGCAUACUGACAUGAAUUAUGGCACUAAAACUACCCUGACAACAACUUUCAUCAUACAGCGAGACCGUCAAACUGUGGAGUGCUCUGUACGACACCAUGGAGGUCGAACAGCUAAAUAUUCUAAACCGCUUGAUGCAAAAUGCUCCUUUUCCCCGUUGAUUAUCAGCCCUGCAUCAAAUGAAUUUCUUGAGGGAAUUGCAAGCCAAGUAACCUGCACUGCCUCCUACAUGUGCGCUCAAUAUAAACCGGUUCUCACAUGGAACUACGAGGACAUGCCAGCCUCCACCCACACUACCAAGGUGCCACUCAACGGGGUGACUUCAUGGAAGACUGUUUCCACACUGACACUCACAUUAUCAGCUAAGGACCAUGGAAAAGCUCUAAGAUGCUAUGCACAAUUCACAGAAGGAAAUUUACAGCAAACAAGCAUCACUCUACGAGUAAAAAGAAACAUGCAUUCUCUGGGUUGGUCCAUCUCUACUCCUAGAAGCAUAACAGGACUGAGAGGGUCAUGCAUCGUCAUCCCGUGCACGUUCAGCUACACCAUCACGUCUCCUCAUGGCCUCCAGAUUAUUUGGUACCUUUACCAGAGUUCUGGUUACCCAGUUGUAUUUAACCCAGAGAAAAAAAAUGUUGUCAGUGAGUUCAGUGGGAUAACCAGUAUGAUCGGCGCCGUGGCAAAUAACAACUGUAGUCUUAAGAUAGAUAAUCUGAAGACGUCACACAACGAGGACCGCCUCUACCCGUGGAUUGAUAAAAACCCCAUUGAUCACUACCACUCCCAGGGACACUCGUUUUACGAUAAAACCACUCAGCUGAUGGUUGAAGACGAAGCACAGAAGCCACAGCUGAGCAUCACUGGUAUCCCCAGAGUGGGAAAACAGAGCAAAUUGUCCUGCAGUGUGCAGCAUACAUGCAUCUCUAAUCCUCCAACUCUGUCUCUGAACGGUGUCCUUGGAUCAGACCACCUCAUGGACACUCUGGUAUCAGAUGGGAUUUGGGAAAGAACAAUAGAGCGGACCUGGAACGUAGCGGAAGAAGACAAGAGUGUGAAGUGUACCGUCAGCCACCCUGGUGGUCAGACGGCCUUUACUGAUCUCACACUUGACGUUGAAUGUCCUUACGAAGACAUCAAAAUGGUUAAACCACCAGGUGAAACAACAGAGGGCAUAGCACAGUCUGUCAUUUGUUCUGUUUCCUACAAAUGCAAGAAAAAUACGCCAACCAUUGUGUGGAACUACGGAGACAUGCAGAGUUCAUUAAACAGCAAAACAACCUCCAUGAAUACAUACACGACGGAGUCAAAUCUAACAUUCAUCGGUUCCCUGAAUGAUGAUGGAAAACCUCUGACUUGCACUGCACAGUUCAUCAGUGGGGAGACCUCGGACUCUACAACUCUGCAUGUAAAAAAGUAUGAGAAACCAGCUGAAGUAGAGCCAUCAAAAGAUGAAAAUUUCCAGGUUUUGGCUGCGGACGUUCCUUUCAGCUUCAGCGCUCUGUCCCGCUCCUGUGUGGUUAUUCCCUGCAGCUUCCAGGACCACAACCUUGAACCCAUGACCCGCGGCAUCUGGUCCAACAAAAACGGGGACAUUGUUUUCCACAACGGUCGGAGCAGCGUUAUGGAUCAUUUUAAGGACAGAACCAGAUUGUUGGGAGAUCUGAUGGAAAGAAACUGCUCACUAGAGAUUGAUGACAUCAAACCCUUUGACAAUGGGCCUUUCUGUUUCGGUGCAGAGAGAGGGGAUGAUCAAUACAGAUUCAACAAUAGUUGUGUUUUUAUUAUCAUGAAAGCUUCCCCAGAUAAACCAGAGAUGUCCUCGGUUCCAGCUGAAGUGGAUGCUGGUUCAUCUGUAACUGUCUCAUGUUCUGUCAGUCACACGUGUCCAUCACAUCCUCCAGAGUUUUCAUGGAGUGUCCCUAAUAUCAGCAGUGAGGUCUCGGACACUUUGCUGUCACGAGGCGUCUGGCAGAGAACGUCCACCAUCACUUUUGUGGUUGCUGGAGGAGACGGAGCCCAAAGCCUCACCUGUACUGCCAUCUUCUGGAGAGAGAAGCAACAAGCCAGCACGGCCAUGCUAACUGUGAAGGGAACGGGGAUGUUCCAGUUUAGGAACUCUGCUCCAGUUGUCUUUCCAGUCACACUUUUAGGGAUCAUCUUCAUCGUCUUAGCUGCAGCAUUUGGACUACACAUCCACAGGAAGAGGAAAAAUACUGGUGACGCUCUAAGACCACCUCCUCGACCAGAGAAAAGGAGAUCUCUUUGGGACAGAAUGUCCAGGAGAUACCCUCAUGGAGACGAGCAGAAACCUCCCAGGCCGGAAAAACGGAGGUCAAUCUGGAACCGGAUUUCUAGAUCCGAUGAUGGUCGAGCUGGGUGGCAAAAUAUGAGCUCGUUCUGGAGAAGAUUUUCAAGACACCACGACAACAGAGCUGACCUCACUGUCAGCUAUUUAAACAACACCAACACUGUAAUCUCAAACCGAGGAGAGCUGAACCAGCCACACCUGAGGUGGUUUGUCAGUGUUGACGGAUGCUCAGUCCCUCCACCCUCCUCUCGGGAUGCGGACUUUUCCUGGAUCAGCUCCCAAGGACGCCCAACUAUCAUCUGGUGGCAGAGACUGGAGAAAGGAACUGGGAGAAAGUUCACGAUGGGAGACAAACACACCCCCCCGGCAUGUGUUUCUUAUGUUGUGAAGGUCUGAAUUAUGUGCUUUUAUAUACUGAGGUGUGUGUUUUUGUAUCUCAACAUUGGGCCCUUAGGCCCAGGGUGGAGAUGCCUUUUUUUCUAGCCUCAUCUUAUUCCCCUCAUGUUAUCUUUUCCAUCUAAAUCUAACAUUAAUAUAGGUGCACCGCGGUUUGUGUUUACAUGUUGUUCCUGUCUACUCUUGGACGGGUUGUACUGGAAUACAUUU
Messenger RNA from Melanotaenia boesemani (Boeseman's rainbowfish), 3289 nucleotides. RefSeq lists its product as uncharacterized. The coding region runs from base 272 to 3079 and encodes 935 amino acids. NCBI's taxonomy places the organism in Eukaryota, Metazoa, Chordata, Actinopteri, Atheriniformes, Melanotaeniidae. The transcript has 20 exons. The record is from RefSeq and is a predicted model, not a curated record.